AUGAUUCGGCUACCUCCAUCCCUUAUAACCAUUGGUUUGGGCGAUAUCAAAGACUACGACAGACGCACAAAACGUCGGGUCAAGUCACAGCUAAAUCCACAAGCCGCGCCUUUCAAACAUCAGAUUAUUCUACCAAUUAGAUCCAUCAGUCACAGAAGCAGAAUUCAUGGUUCAUCUGCUGACACAAUAGCAAACACCGAUGGAAGUCAUCUCACAAACCAGCCCAAUCAAGAACCGGUUCAAAGUCAUCAUAUCCCAAGACUUGCAUCACCUCUUCCAUUGGAGUGUAUUAUACAAUUGCCUGCUCAUGCUCAUACUCAGGAUUCUGAUAUUUCGGAAUGGGAAAACGCAUCGCCCCGCUCUUCUGAUGGUACAAUCACAAACAACCAAUUUGUGGAUGGCUCUUCAUAUGAAGCAGAGCUUCCCGAGAUGCACAAUGUCAGAAAGUCGGAGACAUUCGAAGAAUGGCUAGAUGCGAGGCGUGGAAAGAUAUUUGACGUGCCGGAGACCCAAAAUAGCCAAGAGUCGGCGGAGCUUGAAGCGGGCGAUGAAUCUUUCGAGAACUCCGGUAUUAGGCGGCUCUCUUCCCCUUCCAAAGACAACUUCGACUACGGCGGGUUUGUUGAAAGUCCCAGUCAGCAAGAAAGUGACCAGAGUCGAGGAUCUUCACCUUUCGAACCAGAGGACGCUUCGACAACCCCUCAUAUACAGGCACCAGCAGCACAGAGACUACCAGCUCGUACAAGACUACCGCGCUCACCUUUGUCCUUGGCACAAAAUGCAUCAAGCUCACCAGAGCGACAUACUACGGCUAGUUUGACACCUAGAGUCGUAUCUCGCAUAGCUACCCACAAUACUCCAGGGUUUUUGUUUGCGCAGCCGGCUCGACGCCCUGGACCUAGCCCUCAUACUCAAUCUACACAUCAACCUCGCACAUUGAGGCACCAAACGAAUAGCUUUUCAUUUGAUGACUCGGAAAGAUCUAGUGUCGCUUACGAACAAGAGAGAGCACUAUCUUCAUCUACAACCGAUAGUCGACCACGACCAUCGGAAAGCCUCAAUCUUCGUCAAGAAUUGCGUGGAAGCUCUUUACAGAGUUCUCGAAUACCUUCAUUUGCAAGCUCUGCUCGCAGUCAAGAGCGUCCUCCGUCAGACCGAGCAGUAUUAAUGGAGCCACAAGAGAUUGAAAGUGAGACAAAUACUUAUGAGCCCGUUCGUGAUGAAGAAAUGGACCCACACAGUCUUGUCUCAAUUGCAGAGCAGUCAAUAAUAUCAACAACCAUUUCCUUUCAUCGCUCCAAACAAGUGCAUUUACCACCACCAUUCUCAACCGUUUCCAGGUCGAAUUCAAGGGCAGGAUCACUCCCGAGCUCCCCAUCAGAUGCAUAUCAAAACAAAACUUCACCCACCAGCAUCGUCAGAAGCUGUUCGAGUGGCCCUUCAGGAAGUCCUUCAAGGAAUAUCUCUGUCUCAAGCUCUGUUAUUAGUCAGCUAAUCCGAGAGCAUGAUGAUAGGCAAGCAUCGAGCCCACCUUCCGUUGGGCGUCGACGAUUGAAUCCUAUUGUCAGAGCUGCUGCACGCUUGUUUUCGAGUCCCAAUUCCCGCUCGCCCCCACGCAAUUCUCCUCCUCCUUCACCUUCUCCAUCGCCACGUCGACGUCGCACGCGCCCACAGCCGACUCCAAGAAGAGACAGCGAUACAGCUCCCCAAACAUAUACUCCAUCUAGGAGAUACUCAGUGUACAACGAUUCUCUUCCUGCAGCUUCUCAGCCUCAGACCCCGGCCCACUUACCCGAAGCUCGACAUCAAUCUCGUUAUCAUCCAUCUUACACUGCACCCACAACUCGAUCCAUGGGUCGAUUGAGAAAUAUCCUUACCGAGCACAGUGCAUCAACUCCAGUUCGACCCAGCGACCCUUUCCAUCAAGAUUCUAGCCAAAGAUGGAUGUAUGUGACUGAUGCGAGAAGAACGAGACAGAGGUCAGGUUCGCCAGCAGGAAUGUCAGAUGAUGGCUUUCGAGGUCUUUAUGGUGGGAGAGAAAAUGGUGAUGAUGAACAGAGUUGGAUUGAUGGAGUUAGAGCUCGCAAUGCUGAGAUGAGGAAUUGGCAGACUCAAAGCGAUGAAGGAAGGCUGGAGGAUGAUGAAUAA
Botrytis byssoidea is the source of this 2148-nucleotide messenger RNA. RefSeq lists its product as uncharacterized. Bases 1 to 2148 code for a protein of 715 amino acids. Lineage: Eukaryota; Fungi; Ascomycota; Leotiomycetes; Helotiales; Sclerotiniaceae. The transcript is spliced from 4 exons. The record is from RefSeq and is a predicted model, not a curated record.